Pistacia vera is the source of this 2112-nucleotide messenger RNA. Its product is annotated as probable protein phosphatase 2C 55. Bases 231 to 1775 code for a protein of 514 amino acids. The record is from RefSeq and is a predicted model, not a curated record. Lineage: Eukaryota; Viridiplantae; Streptophyta; Magnoliopsida; Sapindales; Anacardiaceae. The transcript is spliced from 6 exons.
AUUUCUAUAAACAGGAGAUAAUUGUUGGAUUUGAUUUAGCUCUGCCUUCUAAUCCUCGAGGUUUCCUGUAAUAAUAUUCCAAAGGCAGCAGUGAAACUAUUCUUUUAGUAAAUUUAGAUCAAGAAUAGAUGUAUUGAGAAUUAUGAGAUAUUCUUUUACACGCAGUGGUGGCAGUCUUGUUCCCUAUAGUAAAGAGUUUCAAGCAAGACUGUUUUGUUUAGGAAGGUAAAAUGUCUUCCAGUUAUUUAACGAGACUGAGGACUGUGGUUCAAAACGGAGUUCAGAGACCAAUAAUUGGCCAAGAAGGUGGUCUAUUUUCUGAAGUUUUGAUUGGGCAGGGGAAGUUUCGGUUGUGUGAUUAUAGGUUGUUUCAUUCUUUACGAUUUUCAUCCCUUGCAGACCUAUAUGUACUUCUCCGACCAGGAACAGUUUUUGCUGUAAGGUCUGAUUUGCUGUUAGCAAACCGUAGAAGGAACUUCUCUGUUGUUGGAGCAAUUUCUCGCUCAUUUUCUGUUCCAUCUGUAUCAGGCCCUUCAUUUCAGGUUUGUGGGUAUCACAUUGAUCGUGCACUCUCUGACCCUGGUCAAUUAUCUGUCAGUAGUAACUGUCGAAACAAUUCAAUGGCUGCUUGUGCUUCCAAACCAGUAUCUGGUGAACUUUUAGAGGAUUUUUUAACUUCAAAAAGUAGGCACCUGCAAUUGUCACCAAACCAUCCUGGCAUAUGUUAUAGCAUUAAGAGUGUUGACAGUUACCGAAGGGCUAGCAUGAGUUUGAAAAAGAAUGAGCAGUCGAACAACAAUCCAAUUCAUGGAUAUCUCAUGUAUAAUGCUGCCAAACGAUGGCGCCACUUUUGUCCAAAUAUAGAGGCCGGACUAAGAGGCUUCCAUGGCUUAUCGCCUACAUGCUCCUCAGCUGGGACAGCUCCGGACGUUUCCUUUGAUAAUUCUUCCCAUGAGGAACAGCUGGCAAGUUCUGCAGCAUCUUCAGAGCAGAAAAAUUUAGCUGGAAAACACAUGAAGUUACUUUCUGGAUCAUGCUACCUGCCCCAUCCUGAUAAAGAAGAAACUGGUGGGGAAGAUGCUCACUUUAUUUCUGACGAACAAGCAGUGGGUGUGGCAGAUGGCGUGGGUGGCUGGGCCAGUCAUGGUGUUGAUUCAGGACUGUAUUCCCGGGAACUCAUGUCACAUUCUGUUUCUGCAAUUCAAGAGGAGCCUAAUGGUUCAAUUGACCCAGCUAGAGUCUUGGAGAAAGCACACUCUAGCACAAAAGCAAAAGGGUCCUCAACAGCAUGCAUCUUAGCACUCACGGACCAGGGUCUUCGUGCUAUCAAUUUAGGAGACAGUGGAUUUAUGGUGGUUCGAGAUGGAUGCACUGUCUUCCGAUCUCCUGUGCAGCAGCAUGAUUUCAAUUUCACCUAUCAACUUGAGUGUGGAAGUAAUGGUGACUUACCUAGCUCUGGUCAGGUUUUUACAAUUCCUGUUGCUCCUGGAGAUGUUAUAAUUGCCGGCACUGAUGGACUGUUUGAUAACUUGUACAACAAUGAGAUUACUGCAGUGGUAGUUCAUGCUGUGAGAGCUGGCUUAGGACCUCAGGUGACAGCUCAAAAGAUAGCGGCCUUGGCUCGGCAACGAGCUCAGGAUAAGGACAGACAGACACCUUUUUCCACUGCUGCUCAAGAUGCCGGGUUCCGAUAUUAUGGUGGCAAACUGGAUGACAUCACUGUUGUUGUUUCAUACAUUACCGGUUCCAACAAUGAAAAUGAGUCUUCUCCUUGAGCACGUGAUCAGGACUUAAAGGACCUUAUUAAGAGGUUUACUGGACAGCACAGCAACACGAUUUUGUUAGAAAGCACAAAGUACUUUGUAGUCGAUUAGCGUUGUGUGGACAUCCUGAGUUCCCCUUCAUCUUGAUUUAUUGGGACCACCUCUAUUUUUGUCAAGUUAAUUGAGGUGAUAUGUAGCCGAGGGAGAUGGUGAUCUGGGUGAUUUUCACGAUCGAACCUUUUGUAUAUAUUUUCUUUUUAGUGUAUAAUUUGCUAUACUCGUUUUGAAAUUUUGAGACAGGGAAAGGUUUUAACCCUCAAUGCGGACAGGUGUUUGUGAAGAAAAUAAU